This is a messenger RNA of Camellia sinensis, 528 nucleotides long. NCBI's taxonomy places the organism in Eukaryota, Viridiplantae, Streptophyta, Magnoliopsida, Ericales, Theaceae. The record is from RefSeq and is a predicted model, not a curated record.
UUGUGUCGGUGUACUUGAGCUACUGUUUACCACCAGAGAUGCAUUCCUAAUUUUUUUGGAGGAAGGUUGUGCCUAUGACGCUUUUCUGGGGCUAGAUCUGAAAUGUUUAAAUCUAUGGGAACACCCGUUCAUGGAAGUAGACGAAUACUUACAAACCAGAUUGAGGACAAGAAUGAAGCAGCUCUUAGAGAUGAAAUCUUGGAUGUGCUGAAACUAGUGUUGGAAGUUCACCGUUUACCUUUGGCUCAGAUAUGGCGAACAUGCAGGGUUUGCAGAUCUCUUUUCAAUAAUGGGGUCUUUGGUUUGAGCCGCAUGAGUGGACUAUCCUAUCUGAUGGAGGAAAAUGAUGAGAUUUUUUUAAGGGCAUGUGGGCAUCAUCACUUAAGAAUGGGUAUGGGGGUUGUUGGGACGGCACUUGAGUCCCUUAAUUUGGUAUUUUGCGCCGAUGUGACCCAAUUCAGCAUAACAGAAUACCCCAUGACACACUAUGCUCGAGAGUUUGGAUUAAGUGGUUGUGGUUGUUUCUCA